Messenger RNA from Acanthaster planci (crown-of-thorns starfish), 6119 nucleotides. RefSeq lists its product as uncharacterized. Lineage: Eukaryota; Metazoa; Echinodermata; Asteroidea; Valvatida; Acanthasteridae. The record is from RefSeq and is a predicted model, not a curated record.
AUAUCUUUUUAUGUCAUUAUGCAUCAUUAUUUGCGAAACGGAUCCAAACUGCUGAGAGUGAGUGUACUCGAUAACCCCCAAAAAUAUCUGAAAUAUGUCGAUAAUCUACAUCUUGUGUGCCAAUCCAUGUGAGGUUUGUACAACAGCUUUGAUCUAAAGAGUGCAGUUGAAGUACGUAGCUCAUAAAUGAUGACUGAGGCAAUUCUGUCAAGAAAUGGCGAAGAAAGCCCAACCACACACCUUGAUUUCAUCCUGGACGAUUCAAUGAUGACAGCAUCCGGCUAUGCACAAGUGGUGUUCCACAAUGUACAGGAGAGAUAUGCCCCUGGUUCACACAUUGAAUGCAAGUACACCUUGACACCGGCCAUCCGGCCCACAUCUCGGGACUGGGUGGGCAUCUUCAAGGUGGGCUGGAGUUCCACCCGGCAGUACAAGGCCUUCGACUGGGCCCCUCAUCCCAACAACUGGCAAGAGGGGCAUGAAUAUGAGCAGUCAGUCAUGUUCAGUUCUUACUACCUCCCCAAGGAGGAGGAUGGUGAGUUCUACCAGUUCUGCUACAUCGAUUCAGCUGGUAAGAUGCGGGGGGCCAGCACCCCCUUCCAGUUCCUGGAGCGCUCCGUGGACGACUUUGUGGAAGUUGAGGAAGAGUCUAUGGGGCUCAUGAUGAUACAGACCAAGAGCUCUGUCUAUGAAGAGCAGCUGAAGAAGAUCAUCCAGGAAAAAGAUGAUCUCCUCAAAGCACAGGUUGAGAUGCUGUCCCGUAUCAAACAUCUGGAGUGCCAGGCGGUGACAAUGGAAGAGCAGUUCAAGGAACAAGAGCAGACAGUAGCCGAAGUCACUGCAGACCACCAGGAGCUCAAAGAGCAACACCAGAGCCUGCUGCGUGAGAAGACGAUCCUGGAGGGGCGGCUGGAGGAGACCCUGAAUGCCCUGAGCAGCCUGGAGCAGGACAAGGCCCGCUGCGAGAAGGCGCUGGAGGCCACCAAGACCAAGCUGCAGGAGGCCCAGGGCCAGACGGCCAAGGCAGCGGCCGAGAAGGACCAACUGGUCAAGGACCUGAGCCAGGUGUUGCGGGAGAGGGAUGAAUUCAAGAGCCAGUUUGCAUCCUCGGAGAACUCAAACAAGGUCCUGCGCAGCGAUAUCUCCAGCCUGAUGCAGCAACUGUCGGCCACAAGCCAGGCCAACCAGGAGGUCAAGCAGCAGGAGGUGCUGGCCAGGGAGGAGAAGCGCCGGGUGGAACAGGAGCUCUUGGUCGCCAAGGCCGAUCAGAAUCACAUUCGAAGCACUGAGCAGAAGCUACAGUCACUGGAAGAUCAGUAUGCAGUGUGCAAAACCAACAAGAGGAUGCUGUGCGAGGAGAUUGACACCCUAAAGGACAUCCAGCACAAACUCUCAAAUGACCUGCAGCGGGCAGAGACUGACAAAGACGCCCUGAAGAGCCGCAUUGUGCGCCUGGAGAAUGAACACAGAGAGCGGGAGAAGCAGCUGAAGAGCAAACUGCAUCUCCAGCAGCACCAGGGACGAGAGAGGGAAACCAUGCUCCAAGAGCAGGUGCAGGCCCUCAAGGAGAGCAUCAAGCAGCUGGCCGAGGAGAAGGAACAAGCCCUGCGCUCCAACAAGGGUCCCAUGGAAGCCUCCCAGGUUGUCAUGAAGGAGCUGAAAGAGAAACUCAAGAAAGCCAAGGGGAAGCUGGAGGAGGAGACUAAGAAGAGAGUGGAACUCCAAAAGAAACUGAACACCCUGGAAUCCACCCAUACCCAGCAACAGAGCGACCUGACCCGGGAGGUCAGCGACAUGAAGCUUCGCCUUCAGAUGGGUGCAGAGGAGUACAAGAAGAAGUUUCUGGAGUGCCAGCAGCUGGAGAGCAAGCUAAAGAAGAGGUCAGGUCAGAGGGGCCGCACCGCAUCCCGAGAGGAGAGCCCAGCCAUCAAGGAAGACGAAAGAAAGCUCCAUGAGCCCCUGCAGCACCAAGCCAGUCCUUCCAGGGGGGGCUGCGAAAGCCCCGAGAAAUCCUUUGACAAUGCCGAGCUGCAGACACAGUUGAAGGAUCUGGCCCAAGAACUGGAGGAGCGCAGCACCAAGGUCCUGAAGUACAAGGAGCUGUACCAGGUCGAGAAGCAGCGACGACAGCACCAAGAGGAGACCUUCCAGAAGGAACGCAUCGCAUUUGAGAUGCAACUGGAGGCAGCCAACAGCUGGGCCCAGGAGCUGGAUGAGAAAGAGGAAGACAAUCAGAAACUCCGUGAGAAGGUCAGCCAGCUGCACACUGACUACAUGAAGAUGAAGCACACCCUUGAAGUGUACAAGUUUGAUGUCCUGCAGAAUGCCAGCCCAACUGCUGGGAUGCCUGCCACAGCCUCGCCGCCAAGCACUCCCCCCCAAAUAAGCCCCAUUCAUUCCCCUCUGCGUGUUCACCUUCCCGGUCCCCCCGCAGGGCAGUACAUGUUCCGGAACCCCUACACUGAGGGGGGAUCUGUUCCGCCAGGAUGCACCUUCCCAAAUCCUUACACCGACCCACCCAGCGAGAUUGCACGCAGCGAAAUCCGCAAACCGCCAGGCUACAAUCCUUUCCAGGCAGAGGAGGCGUCGAAGGAAGAGCCACUCAUCACGCCAACGGCUCCCCCUCUUAUUUCAACUCCGCCAAGCCUGAGUAAGAUUCCGGCUGUCCCUGAGUUGCCCCCCAAGAACCCCCCUGACACGGGAAGCAAGGGUGAAAAGCCCCCCCUUCCCGAGCCCCUUAAGCCAGACGUGCUGCCCGAGGGGAAGAUUGCUGCCAUCAAGACGGUAGCCAAGAAACAAGUCCGUCUCCUGGACUUGGCUGCCACCGUGGGACACCCUGAGGGUAGUGAAGAGGAGAGCAGAGAGGAGGGGCCAAACGAGUUCCAUGAUGCCUGCGAAGACUUUCCGCCAGGCGAGGGCGACAGCAGCAGCGUAAAGACGUGCCCGGAGUGCAACAUGCACUUCCCGCCCACAUUCUCGGAAGAGGACUUUGCCGCCCAUGUCCAGAACCACUUUGCCCGGAUCUGCCCCAUGUGCAACAUGAUGAUGCCCUGCGAGAUGCCCAAUGCUGACUACGAACGUCACGUGCAAACGCACUUCACCGAGGAUUAGAGGGCAACCUGACUCCCAACCCUCAACGGGAAAGGGUAAGAAAAAUCAAAAUAUUCCAGAUGAUUCCAAAACUUAUUCAAGCUCAACUCUCCAGUUAGAGGCCCUUGUCCUUUUGACCUUUGAACCAUGGAGUGCAUGUUUGGAAAAUUAAUGUUAUGAGUAUGUGACUCACGCGUUUUGUAUAAUACAUUGUCAUUCUCUGGGCAGUAAUUAUGCUAGCCGCAUAAUAAGAAAUAAUUUAAAUGGCAAAGGUCAUAAAUAGUGUAAGAUGUAGUUUUUAUUAGCAACCAAUGGUCAUGAAACACUUUAAACAAACUGCUCUGGCAAAGUAAUCAAGUUUUCUUCUGGUUAUUUUCAAUUCUUCUGUUUUGUGCUUGAGUUGCACAUAAUUCAUUUUCAGUUUUCAUGUGUUGCAUAUGAAGUAGUCCUUUAAACCACUUCGGUUUUCACAUAAAAAGGAAAAUUGAAAAGUCAGUCCUGAAGUAAUUCAAUUACCUAACCGAUGAGAUACAUUACAUUAUUAUACAAGAAAGUAAAUAUAUAGCUCUGCUUUGGGGUUUUUUUCAGGUGGGGGUUGGAUUGUGUCUGUAGGUAUUUUUAUUCAUCUUUUAACAGAGAGGGUUUAGAACUGUGAUUUGUUUUGCCUUAAUUAUAAUAAAUAUAAACAAUUACACUUUUUCUCUUUUAAGAUUUUGGUUUAAAAUAUUUGGUUACAUAAUAUGACCUGACCAAGCAAUGUUAGCUGCCCAUAUGUUCUAACAUACACUAGCUGGCUGAAUAUAUUAAUUAGUGUAUAAUGUCCAUUAAAGGUCAUUGUUCAUCGUAGAUGCAUGUCCCAUUAACUAUGGUAAAACUGCAUUAAACAAGUAGUUUUCAGUACACUGUGGAUAGCAGCCAUUGCUUUUCAGUGUAUAGACAGAUUUAGCACAUUCUGCUUGAGAACUGUCCAAGUAUAAGCUCGAGGUUGUAGAGUUCAGAUGUACCACCCUUACCAAUUUAAUAUUAAUGAGAUUUGAAGGAGCAUGUGGAAUAUUUAUUAAGUUUGAAGCAGCACCGGUAUAAAAAUAUUGUUAAGAUGUGUGGCAGAGUAUAAAAAGAUUAACCAGAUGUGUAAACAGAUGUGCAAACAAAAAAUAAAAUUGGUCAGAACUUUAACGGCAACUUUAAAAAAAUCGUAUAGUGUGACACUGUAGAGGCUUACCAAAUAUGUGAAGCCUUAAAAAAGACAAAAAUUAUGACCUGGAAUUACAUAUAUUUGUCUGUCUGAGUUUUGUCGGAAAAAAAAUUAUGAAUUACAAUGUUUCUUUCAGUAUUCACAAAAGGAUUUUUUUUUUCUUUCUUUUUUUGAAAUAAAGUUAGACUGACUUGCAUGAUGAAAACUUUCCAAGAGUCUUUAUUAGUUUUUUGCGUAGGCACAUACAUAACGGAAUAAGCAAAUCACUGAUAUCUUGUCUGAACGUGUCUGAACCAGAAUGUGUGAAAUGCGAACAAAUUGUAUGUAGAUUAAACUUGGACUUUAGAACAAGUAAGCAACCAUUUGAAGUAGGGAUAUUUGAUGGUUUUUAAACCAAUUUUCGUUGUGAAACACAAGUUUAAGAAUAUCAUUAUGAAAAUGAAACUCUGUUAGCUCUGGAAGUAUUUUGAGAAAGCAAGUGAAAGUAAUGUAUAUUGUACAGUUUACUCAGAAUGAAAUAAAGCUUUAAUGUAGACAAGUAGCCAGUACCAACCAGAGUGUUUGGUGGUUGAGACCAGUUCACAGCAUAAAUGCAGAUUUUGUGGCAGUGAGCUUGAAUCUAUACAUGCAGCAUCAAAACUUUUGAAAAGUGCACCAAUACAGACAAGCUUUCGAGACUAAAAGCAAUGUGUUCAUUUGGUAGUUUUUAAAGUACUGUGUUGUAAGUUAUCAAAUGAAAUUAUUUUUAACAUGAAGAACCAAAGCAACUCCAGUUCUGCGUGCACUGAAGAUUGUAACAUGAUUGUACCAUAAUCUCAUAGGAAGCAGCCCCCCCAAAAAUGACAGUUUAUGUUGGAUUUUGUGUGUGUGCAUAGGUGGUUGCCAUAAUUUGUAGCGUGGAAGGUCAUAGGUGAAUACCGGUUGUAUUGUUUGGGAAACUUUUGUGAUGUCAGCUGAGCAAAGUGCACAGCAAUUGUAUGUAAAAUACCAAAGACCAUCGGGCAUCAAGUCAGUCAUGUUGGGGUCUUAAAGGAGCAGUUUAGGCCUCUUCAAAGGCCAACGUGGGUUCACUGGAUAUGUGACUCGUGGCAUAUGCAAAAACUUCUAUUUCAGUCGUCUCUUGCUAAAUUAAGUCUGAAAGCAGGUCACUGUAGCCCUUGAAAAUAUGCUUGACUCAUAGCUUGCAAUGAGCUUGUGCAUGGCAGGCAAGUGAACAAACAUUUAACUUCCAACUUUGGAGCAAUUGUAAGGAUAUUACACCAGUAACAUGGAAAGUAUUAAUGAUUAACAUAAGCAUGCAAAUUGUGUAGGUGUGUCAGUACAUAUUUGAAGUGACUUGUGUACGUAAGCAUGAUUUUUGCGGAAAUUGUUAACCACCUCGUCAGUAUGUUUCCUGGUUUUUCCCAAGUACGUUUGCAUCGGAGCGUGGUAAUUCUGUCUUAAUUCAUUAGAAAGAAAUGAGUGGGUGUGUUUAUUAUAUGUGUACUUUUUAAAGGCACUGCUGACUGGAGUCGGUAUAAUGCCACUUAUUUAAUGGAAACCACAACUUCACAAAAUCUAGAAGUAAUGUGAAGCAUUCUUAUUUGAGAAAUAACAUUUUAUCAGCUGAGGUACCAGGUGCAGAUCCAAGACGGGAGGUUGGGGUCAAACCCCCCUCCCCAGAGAAACAAAAGCAAAAAGGUAAAUAGGGGAGGUAACUUUUUAAAAUAAUAAAAAGUAAAUUUAAAAACAAGAUCGUCCAAUUCUUAUGGGUACAGCAAUACCAUUGUAAACAAUGUACGUCAUGUAAUGUUUCAUAAUUACUUCCGCUUGUCUGCAAAAAUCAGAGUUUCAA